CGGACGGGUCGCACACACCGUGGGCGUUGUGAAGAUCUGAUCUUGUAUAUCAGCGUGAUUUUGUCCCUUGCUCGAAUCACAUUCGCUGCUUGAUUCGUGUAGGUGCAUGAGGAUCGAGAUGCGGUGCAUUAGUUGGCUGUUACGAUAUGCAACAUCAGGCGAUUACCAUGUGCGUGUUGCCCCGCUUAGAUGGACUUUUGACUUCGUCCACGGGAAUGUUGUCGCCUACGGCUGUUGCUUAUGCACAUCUGGAGCGUGGUCAAUGCGGACGACCUUGUAGGUGCGUUGUGUGAAACUACCAAACGAUGAGGAUGUUGGCAGGGUAAGAUUACCUAGUAAGCUCUGAUAUUGAAGGUAAAAAAUGCUGGUCGAAAUGCGAGAUGUAAA
This is a messenger RNA of Aspergillus candidus, 387 nucleotides long. RefSeq lists its product as uncharacterized. The record is from RefSeq and is a predicted model, not a curated record. The transcript has a single exon. The coding region runs from base 107 to 280 and encodes 57 amino acids. NCBI's taxonomy places the organism in Eukaryota, Fungi, Ascomycota, Eurotiomycetes, Eurotiales, Aspergillaceae.